Melitaea cinxia (Glanville fritillary) is the source of this 1827-nucleotide messenger RNA. Its product is annotated as transmembrane protein 50A. NCBI's taxonomy places the organism in Eukaryota, Metazoa, Arthropoda, Insecta, Lepidoptera, Nymphalidae. The coding region runs from base 115 to 588 and encodes 157 amino acids. The record is from RefSeq and is a predicted model, not a curated record. The transcript is spliced from 4 exons. Gene Ontology annotation, biological process: protein targeting to vacuole; late endosome to vacuole transport via multivesicular body sorting pathway.
GACAUUUCACACAAGUGUAUUCGAUUGUCUAAUUGUCAAAUUUAUUUACAAAUUUUAUUCAUUGUGAAAGUUAGUCCAAAAUUAAUUAAAUUUUAGGAAAAAUAUAUAGACAAGAUGAGUUGUUUCGACAAUAUGUCUAUGCCGAGCUGCGUUUGGUUCGAGAGCGGUGAAAAGAGGAAUAUCCUUUCAUCUAUAUUCGCAGGUUUACUGUUCUUUACUGGCUGGUGGUUCAUCAUUGAUGCAGCAUCAGUAUAUCCGGGAGACUUGCCAAAUGCCGCUCAUGUGUGUGGGGUAAUGGCCACGCUGUCCCUAAUCAUGGUGAAUUCUGUAUCUAAUGCUCAGGUGCGUGGUGAGACAUACACAGGUGGUUGUAUGGGACCGCGUGGAGCUCGUCUCUGGCUUUUUCUCGGCUUUGUAGUGGGCUUUGCAUCUCUCAUUGCGGCCUGCUGGAUCCUUUUUGCUAAUUAUGUCAACGCAGGUAGUAACAAACACACCUGGCCAGGAGUUAGCCUCUUCAUGCAAAACGCGUUCAUAUUCGCCGGGUCAUUAGUGUUUAAAUUUGGUCGCACUGAAGAUGUUUGGGGUUAGAAUGUAUCGUGAAAUAAAUGUAUUUUUUUUAUUAUUUGCAUGCAACAAUCAAUCUCCUUUUCUCACUAAAUUUGGUUUGGAAAACAAAAGACAAGUAAUUUCAUACAAAAAUGUAUAAAUAUGAAUAAAGUGGAGUGGGUUGUUGAAAAGAAAACAAAUUAAAGAUAUGUCAACUUUUAUACUCAAAACGUUUUGAUAACUACAGUAUAGUAAAAAAAGUGAUUAUGAAAAUCUUCAGGAUAUUCUUUGGCAUUUUAAAAAUACAGCCGAUAAAUAUAAGUACUUGUCACUCUAACCAAAUCUGAGGCUUUUUAAAUAAGGAAUAAAAAUAUAAGAAAAAUAAAAAAUAACUUAGAAAACUUAAAUAAAUAAAUAAUCUGUAAUAAUUGUAAGUGUACUUACGUUUGGCGCCAUUUACCUCUUUUUUUUAACUAAAAUCAGAUAAAAUUUACUCUUAUAUUAUAAAAACAUCUCUAAAAAAAUAUUGAUUAUUUUCUUUACUUUCUAAGAUUACUAAGUUUUAGUUCGUGAUCAAUUAAAUUAUAAAUAUUACUCUUUAAUAGUUAGUGUAAAAUCCGAAAAAAAAUUAUCGAAUAUAUUUCAAUACAGAAAAAUAUUUAAACAAAGAUUACAUUGAAGUAUUGUAUAUGAAAAUAAAUCUAUUAUAAAACAGACUGAAUUAAAAUAAUGGGUCUAUAGUAUUCUGUUUAAAAAUAAUACAAAUAAUACUGUUAAUUAAGCAAUAUAUUUACAUUUUAAAAAUCAGAUACAUUGUUUUUUUAAUUAAAACAAUUGAAUAUUUAUAUUGAAAUGUUAGAAGUUCAAAGGACAUUCACCCAUGUUUUAGAAUAUUAAUUUUAUUUAAAUAAUAUUACGAAUAUACUAUGCACUUUCAACAGGCAACACAGCAUCCUAAGUCUCCUCCAAAACAUGUGUCAAUCUGACCUUUGAAAAUUUUAACUAAAUAAGUAACAAAAUUGAUAUAAUAAAUUAUUAUCGCUUUGGUAUCUUUAUUAUAAUUAAAUAUAAAUAAAAAAUUAUUGAUUUAAAAUUGAGUAUUGUUUGAUUUCUUCUAUGGCACAUAGUAAUCGUUAAGUACUAUUUUCAAAGUGAUAAAUAAGUUACUAGAAAUGAAUACAUUGUAUGAUGUAUUUAUGCUCACUUAAAAAUUUGAAACCUCUAAACAAUAGAGCUAUCUUUUAAGUUACUUUUAUAUAACAAUAUACAAAAUUAUGAAAA